AUGGGGAUAGGGAUGGGGGAUGAGGGAGACCUGAGGUUCGGGGCCCGCUGGAACGCGGAUGGUGGAGGGCUGUUGAUUGGUUGGUGGGAUUGUAUAGCAGUGGGGACGGUGGACUCUGGAAUCGCAGUAUGGGAUGUCCCUGAAAUUAUGUACGCUUGA
Aspergillus niger is the source of this 159-nucleotide messenger RNA. RefSeq lists its product as uncharacterized. The transcript has 2 exons. The record is from RefSeq and is a predicted model, not a curated record. Lineage: Eukaryota; Fungi; Ascomycota; Eurotiomycetes; Eurotiales; Aspergillaceae. The coding region runs from base 1 to 159 and encodes 52 amino acids.